Pteropus alecto (black flying fox) is the source of this 7543-nucleotide messenger RNA. RefSeq names its product transforming acidic coiled-coil containing protein 1 (gene TACC1). Gene Ontology annotation, biological process: cerebral cortex development; mitotic spindle organization; cell population proliferation. The transcript is spliced from 14 exons. Gene Ontology annotation, cellular component: cytoplasm. The record is from RefSeq and is a predicted model, not a curated record. The coding region runs from base 387 to 2822 and encodes 811 amino acids. NCBI's taxonomy places the organism in Eukaryota, Metazoa, Chordata, Mammalia, Chiroptera, Pteropodidae.
CGCGGCAGCUGAUGCGCGCCGAGCUAGCGGGGAAGCGGGACUCUCGAGCCCGAGACCCAGAGUCCCCGAGCCCCCGUGCCGCCGGGCGCUGCGGGCCGGGACCCUGAGGAGGCCCCAGGAGAGGCAUCUUCCUGGCGAGAGUCGCCCGGCGCGGGGGGCGUCGUGGCCGCACCGUUUGGGAAGGAGGACCAGGAGGAAGCGGCGCUGCCUGCCAGUCGGGAGGAAGCGCUUCCACCCGCGCCGCCAACGGUGCUCGUUUAACCACAUCCGCGCCUGCACUGGAAACGCUUACAGUCGCCUGUCACCGGUUCCCUCCAUUUUGAAAGGGAAAAAAGGCUCUCCCCCUUCCCCUACUCUUAGGAGCUGGAGCCGGAGGAUCCGCUCUCAUGGCAUUCAGCCCUUGGCAGAUCCUGUCCCCCGUGCAGUGGGCGAAAUGGACGUGGUCCGCUGUGCGCGGCGGGGGCGCUGGAGAGGACGAGGCCGGAGGGCCCGAGGGCGACCCCGAGGAGGAGGACUCGCAAGCCGAGACCAAAUCCUUGAGUUUCAGCUCGGAUUCUGAAGGUAAUUUUGAGACCCCUGAAGUUGAAACACCGAUCAGAUCACCUGUCAAGGUAUCUUGUGAGUCAUCACUAGGAUUAGUACGACCUGGGGCCAAAACUCAAGUUUUUAAGUCUACAGAGGAGUUAUUCGGAGCUGGCCAUGAAUCACAAGAAGUUGAUGAACAGCUGAUAGCAGAAGUGGUUGAAAAAUGUUCAUCUGAGAUUUGUUCUAGACACUCAGAAAAUGAGGUAUCGCAUCAGGCUAUCCAUUCUUACUCUGUCAAGGAUUUCAGAGAAGAACCUGAACAUGAUAUUAGCAAAAUUUCAGUAGUGAGGCCAUUUUCAAUAGAAACCAAGGAUUCUGUGGAUAUCUCAGCAGCUCUUGGAACAGAAGCAGCAUAUGGCUGUGUAACUGCAGUCACAGGUGAGGCUCUGCCUUCUAGCCCGCCAGAAGCCAUCCAGGACAAGGUGAUGACAGAAGGCACCAUGGGGGUUACACUGGAGGCUUCCACAGAAGCUGAUCUAAAGUUUGGGAACUCCUGUCUGCAGCCUGUGCUUAGUAGAAGCAAGCUCAGAAAGCCUAAACCUGUCUCUCUGAGGAAGAAAACAAUCGGCGAGUUCUCAGAAAUGGAAACUGCUAUGGAGGGCAUGCCUCUCCCCCAGGCAACCUAUCCCGAUGAAAUGGAUGGGAACACAAAUCCUUUGCUAGGAGAUGCCAGGAUCCAGAAAUUUCCCCCUGACGUUAAGGAAACAUCAAACACUCCCAGUAGUGACACCAAUGAUUCAGGGGUUGAGCUGCUGGAGGAGUCGAGGAGCUCACCUCUAAAACUCGAGUUUGAUUUCACAGAAGAUGUGGAAAAUGUAGAGUCCAGGAAAGGCCUUCCAAGGAAACUUAGCAGGAAACUCGGUAACAAACUAACUGCCAAGGUACAGAAAGAUGGCAUCAGUAAGCCCGUAGGCGCCAAAGGUGUCGAACCACCUCUGGACCCAGCCACAGAUGAUGCUCCUCUUUCUCAAGCAUCUUCUAAAUUGGAUCCUAGUCAGUGGGAUAACCCCAACUUCAUUCGCUUUGGGGGCCACUCCAUGCUGCAGAACUCCCCUCCCCUCUCCUCUAAGGGCUCCUACCACUUUGAGGAAUCGGUGGAUCCUUUUAAACCAACUAUGACUUUAACAAGCAAUGACUUUUGUUCUCCUGAUGGUAAUCAUGUUAAUGAAAUCUUAGAUUCACCUAAGAAGGCAAAGUCGCGUUUAAUAACGAGUGGCUGUAAGGUGAAGAAAUAUGAAACGCAGUCUCUUGCUUUGGAUGAGCGUUCUCAGGACGAAGGAACAGUGAUCUCCCAGAUUUCAGACAUUUCUAAUAGGGACGGCCAUGCUACUGAUGAGGAGAAACUGGCGUCCACUUCAUCUGGUCAGAAAUCAGCUGGGGCCGAGGUGAAAGGUGAGCCAGAGGAAGACCUGGAGUACUUUGAAUGUUCCAAUGUUCCUGUGUCUACCAUAAAUCAUGCGUUUUCAUCCUCAGAAGCAGGCAUAGAGAAAGAGACAUGCCAGAAGAUGGAAAAAGAUGGAUCUCCCGUGCCUGGACUGUUGGAGUCCCCUAUGGAGAAAGCCCCCGUGUCUGUGGCCUGUGGAGGUGAGAGCCCCCUGGAUGGCAUCUGCCUCAGUGAAUCAGAUAAGACAGCCGUGCUCACCCUGAUAAGAGAGGAGAUAAUCACUAAAGAGAUUGAAGCAAAUGAAUGGAAGAAAAAAUACGAAGAAACUCGACAAGAGGUCUUGGAGAUGAGGAAAAUUGUGGCCGAAUAUGAAAAGACCAUUGCCCAAAUGAUUGAAGAUGAACAAAGGACAAGUAUGACCUCUCAGAAAAGCUUCCAGCAACUGACCAUGGAGAAAGAACAGGCCUUGGCCGACCUUAAUUCUGUGGAAAGGUCCCUUUCUGAUCUCUUCAGGAGAUAUGAGAACCUGAAAGGUGUUCUGGAAGGGUUCAAGAAGAAUGAAGAAGCCUUGAAAAAAUGUGCUCAGGAUUACUUAGCCAGAGUUAAACAAGAGGAACAGCGAUAUCAGGCCCUGAAAAUCCACGCAGAAGAAAAACUAGACAAAGCCAAUGAAGAGAUUGCUCAGGUUCGAACAAAAGCAAAGGCCGAGAGCGCAGCUCUCCACGCAGGACUCCGGAAGGAACAGAUGAAGGUGGAGUCCCUGGAAAGGGCCCUUCAGCAGAAGAACCAAGAAAUUGAAGAAUUGACAAAAAUCUGUGAUGAGCUGAUUGCAAAGCUGGGAAAGACUGACUGAGUUUCCCCUCUUAGCUCAGUAGAUCUGCAUUUGGCUGCUUCUCUCAUGACCACAAUUAUCUUGCCUUAUCCAGGAAUAAUUGCCCCUUUGCAGAGAAAAAGAAACUUUAAAGAAGCACAUGCCUACUGCUGCCUGUCCCGCUUUGCUGCCGAUGCAACAGCCCUGGAAGAAACCCUCAUAUUGCACUCACAAAAAGAGUGCAUCUGACAGCCCUAGCAUCUUUCACAAUUCGCCAUCGAUAGGUUCAGUCAGACAGGCUGCUAAGUUUGGGUUUGUGAUUUCUCUAUCUUUAAUUUCUUUUAAAGUCACUUUACUUUUCCAAGUGCGUUAAAUUUGUGAUUUUAUGGCUACUAUUUAGGAUCAUCUCCUGUUCAUCACCUGUCUGAUUUUUUAUGUGUGACCUAUUUAUUUCAUCUUUUAAAUUUAACUUUCAAUAUUAGCGGUUUUAUUUGAGGAGAUAAUUUGGCUUUUGUUACUUCCAGUUUAUAAACAAGCAGGGGCUCUGAGUACCCAUUUAUAUAUACAUAGACACACACUCACACAUAUAUUUACAUAUGCUGCUGUUUUUUCCCUGAAGCAUAGUCAAAUAAGACCUCUAUAGAAGAGCAUUUUUCCAUAAAUGUAAAGCCCUAUUUUGAAAUAGAGUCUUGGCUCAGAAUGCUAACUUCAGAAUUUGGGGGAAUUGAAGAUGUGAAGACCCCGGACUCAUGUCUGUCAUGACUCAUAACCCUAGGCUCAGGUUUCACAUCUAGGGAAGACUUUUCACAAAUGUUUUGUUGCCCUGAUAUUUGGACACCCUUCAGCCUUGAUGAAUGUGAGUGUGAGUGUGGCCCCUUUGGGCUUAGUCCUCAGACUAAAAGUGCCUGCUUUUUGCAGGAACAACAGGGUGGGGCUCCUUCAGAGCUGGGGUUUGGCAAGGCCAUCCUAGAGCUGUUUUAUCUCCUCUGCUUCCAUUUGUUAUUACAAAAUCAAUAUUUAUUCUUUAUUAUCUUUCUAUUUGAAAUAUGCAAAGAAAAUCUACUUGUAAAAGGUUUAGAUGAUCUUAUAUAAUUAAAAGGUAACUAGCCCCAUAAGCAGUUAUAAAGUGAAGAAACGGUUUUUCACAAGUGUGAUGCCUUGUUCUUCAGAUUUUUUCUUUAAGGCUGAAAAAAAAGUCUUUUCAGAGUUGAUAGAAUUUUUAACAAAAUGGGCAGUAAAAAUCAUGUGAACUCAUCCAAAAAUCAGCUCGUCGUGAAUAUUUUUAAACAACGGCCAUUUGAAUACUGGAGGAAGGAAGCGCAGGGAGCACAUCCACACUCACAAAACCAAAUUCCUCAAGUUAGUUCUUCCUGGACUUGGUUCAGUCUGGUGGGGCCUUUAACCCCAAAAUGGAAAGUUUUCAUGUAGUACCAGUGAAUUCCCUAGCAUUUGAUAGGUAAAACCAAAUCCAUGCAAGUGUUUUAAAGCACUCUUUUGUCUUAAUCUUAACACCCUGAAAGUCUUCAUGGUGAUAUGCACUAUAUUCAGUACAUGUAAGUUUUCGUACUUUUCUUGUAAAACUAUUGCAUGAUCCAACUUCGACAAAUUGUGCCUAGUGGAGAACCUUUAUAGAUCUUUAAACAUGAAUUUUUCUUUAGAAGUGUACUCUUCACACGGGUGCAAUCUUUAGCCCCAGGGAGGUUAAUAUGUCUUUUAAAGCCAGAAGUCAUGUUUUACCAAUAUGCAUUUAUCAGAAUUGGUGCUUAGGCUGCAUUUUAAAGCCUAUCGUCUUACCAUUUUGUACAAAAAAAGAACAACAGAAAUGAUCUAUGGUUGGAGAAAUGACUUGACAAUCAUUUGGGCUUUGAAAGCAGUCACUGUGGAUUAAUGUGAGUGCUGUGCUAUAGUCAUAGCAGCAGUGGAGUGUAAGUGUCUCCAAUUGGUAUAAUUGAUUUCCUCAUUCAGUCCUCUCCUUAUUAGGGAAAUUAACUAAGUUUUGCAGAAAGAAACAUUGCUAAACCUUUUUGCUACUGUGUUUUGGUGAGAUACCCAUGUUUACUUGUUUUAUAUUGAUCUGUUGGAAGCAUAGAAGGCUUAAAGUGAUUUCCAUUAUAAAUCCAUAGUCCUCUUUUUAGGCUUGCUGUAUAUUAAAAAAAAGUAGCUAUGUGUUAAUAGCAGAAGUGACGACAAUCCUUCCCUAGCACACUGGUAACAGAGACUCCCUUAAAAACUAGACCUUAGAAAGAAGCUGCUGCACAAGGACUACGAAAGGGCCCUUGUUAAGUAACUUUUGCUGCUGGCUUCUCAGCCAUGACCAUUACAAGAAAGUGUUCUUCCAAUUUAAUAGGUGGAUAUUCUCCAACAAGAAUAAAAAUGUAGCUUGUGCAGCUGGCAAAUCAUGAUAAUUUACUGGACGGAAUAAAGUAUGUUUGUUUAUUUUUCUUUAAAAAUAAGCAAAACAAAACAACCUCGAACUUUUAGAACUUGGAGAGUAAGAAUAUAGGCUAGAGUUUUGGCCGCUAGGGGGCCAGAUUACAUGUUAGUUAGCAGUAAUAAACCCUGUUACAAAAAUGAAAAGAGAUGAUGGAAGUUGCUGAUCUAGAUUGUGGUUUGGGAGUAUUAGGUGAUCUUGUCGAGACCUUGGAUCCACAGCCAUUACUUCAAUUUUUAACUUUGCCUAAGUGUAGAUAGUCUUUAUCUAAAAGUAUUUUAAUCGGAGACUGAACAAUUUGUCACUUGUUUGACUGAUCAGUAACAGACCUCUUGAGAUUUACUCUAUUAGGAGAAGCUCCUGAAAGCCAGUGACCUGCCCAAACCUUUUGUUCUGUAAAACUGUUCUGGAAGUGUUGAGAAGCCCAGUUUUCUCAUGUGGUUUUUAGCUUCUUCAGAUGCAGCCCAAAUUAGGAAGUGCAGAAGCAUGGUACAAAUGGUACAAAAUGCUAAGGAUCUGGCAGCCUUUCAGAAUGAUAUGGAAUCUAAGGGAAGAUUUAUAUUUGGUGUUGGGAGAUCUCUCAAGUUGAAUUUUCUUUCCAGCCAGUUACCCUUUCCACCUUUGUGCCACGCUUUUUCCACUCUUACACAAAUACUUAGAUCAUUAUUAGACAGCCCAGAGUUUGUACUGUUUGUAAACAGGGAGAGUAAACUGUCCCAGAUGUGCCUGGGCCGUCCAAACACAGCCAGUGAAGCGCUCACUUUAAGGGAACUAAGGGCUCAAUGGUGCCUCUCAAGCUCAAAAUGGAAUUUUUAAAGAGUAAGCAUUGGUGAUCUGUGUACACAAGUUGGAAAUGAUUCAGCACAUCCCUUUCUAGUGGUCUAAAAGCUCUAAAGCUCCCUUUUUGUUUCCUUUUGUUUUUUUUCACCACAAUUAGUAGCCAUCUCAUGAACUGUACACGACUGUUGUGUCUUCUUUGUAGUUUUGUGACCAUGCGAGCUUGCUCUUGGACUUGAGUUUCUUUAUCCUCUUGUUGGGAAAAGAGAAACUAGAUGUUGAAAGAGUAAAUAAUUCAGGCAAAGGAGUCUAAAGUAAAACUGUAUAUAUUCUGAAGAAUUUAAAAGAUAGCAGAUUAUUAUAUGCUUACUAAAGAACAGAUAUAGUCUGGGAAUCCCAGAUGUCAAGCCAAAGGUCUAAGAAGUCAUCUUCAAAGAUUUUAAUAAAGAAAGAUUUUGAGGAGACUUCUGUCCAAAAAGGUUUGGCUGGCCUCCAGAUUCUAGUGAUUUUUAAAAAGCAAUUUAUUAUUUAAACCUUGAGUCUUCCCUAUAGUAAAGGUAAAGAAAUUGGACACUUCUAAGGAUAUCCUCUGGAAGAUAAUAAAAAUGACAGCAUUUCCAGGGAAGACUCACUCCCCAGUGCCCAGAGCUAGCAUUUUGGAGACUAAAGAUUGCACUUUUCAUAGUUCUUUGUCCAAAUGCAGUCCCAUUUCUGUGCCUCUUAGCAUGCCAUUAGAUUUGGACAAACAAGAUUCCUAAGGAAUGACUUUAUUAACUAUAAUAUGGUUACAGCUAUUACAUAUAUAUAUAUAUUCUGAUUAUAGUUCUAAUAUGGAGAUGCUACGUGUGAUGCUUGCAGUCUUAACUCAUUUGGAGGAGGCCAGGCAUGGAGCUGAGAUGUGGUUUGAACCUUCCCUAUAUUGAUUCUUCACUUUAGAACUGUAAACAGUUCUCCCCCUCUGCCUUUUAGUGGUUAUAUGAAAUGUACCCCCAAAAUAAUUUCAUAGUCAUAUUGUUAAUUAAUAUUCUAUAUUUAUGAAUAAUUUUCAAGUGGACAUUUAAAAAUCCGAACUCAGAAACCAUCCCCAGUCCAGAUACAGGGCAGUCUGUAGGUCACCACACCCUCAGCCUCAGCCUCGGUCCUUCUUACCCGAUGGGAUGAGAUCCAGGCAUUUCUUUUAAAUCUCAGAGGUAGCAGUAAACCUUUCAGUGUUGCUGUUAGCAAGUGUGUGUUUGCCAGUAGAUACUCAUUUGUACUAAUGUGCCAACAAGUAAAUGUUAAUUGCACAUCUGCUUCCACUGUGUCCCCAUGGGUGCCAUGAAGUGUGUGAGGAGCCUCUCGUCUGGAGGAAUGAACGCUGCAUUGACUACUGCUAUCAGGACUGUGUUGUAUGGAAUAAUCAUCUACAUAAAUUUUAUAUGCACAGUAAUUUCUCUUUUCUAUGUCAGGUAAAUAUUUGUAAAAGUUAUACUCACACAAAUGAAAUUAUUAUAAUGAUUACUAAUAUAUUUUUUCCAUGUUUCAUUGCCUGAAUAAAAACUGUUUACCACUGUUA